CCUGAGGUGCGGGUUGCAAGUGGCUUGCCCUCUUGACAGCUUUAAAAUGGAUCUGAGGACAAUCGUCACGGUAGAGCCGGUGGUGUUCCUAUUCUUGAUGUCCACCUAUCUCAGCUCCUUCGCCAUUCAGCAGUUGGUAUUGGUCAAGAUUUGUGAAGAGCUGCAUUUCGAAAAGGAUGUGUGUAGCAACUUCUCACACAAUUUGCAGGAUUCUCUCGUCAUUCAAAGUCAAGCCUCAUAUGUUAUGUUACUCUACACAGCUGUUCUUACUUUCUUGUCCAUACCUACGUCAAUCCUGCUUGGUGCGUGGUCUGAUCAUGGAGGUCGUAAGCUUGGCAUGAUAUUGCCCUCUGUUGGCUCAUUAAUCGGCGGCAUAAUUUUGAUAGUGAUGGUGUGUGUGAAAGAAAUGUCCGUGUACUGGUGCGUUUUAGCAUCUGCUAUGAUCGCAAUCUUUGGAAAUUAUCCUGUUAUUUUUCUCAGUGUCUUCAGUUAUAUUUCUGACACUACUACUGUUGAGAAUCGAACCAAGUUCAUCAGCAUUGUAGAAGCAAUGGUUUAUAUCGGGGGAACUGUUGGAUUUCUACUGAGUGGAUGGUUGCUCCAGCGUUUUACCUUAAUUUAUGUUUUUGGUGUGUACUGUGGAUGCCAAGUACUGACUAUUUGCUACGUACUUCUGUGGCUGAAGGAGUCAAAUCAUUCCAGUGAAUGGUCAGACUUGGCUGGUGAAACACCUCCCAACAGCAGAGAUAGAACCCUAAAAAAUUCCUUGUUAUUAUAUGCCUCAAAAACGUGGAAAACUUUUUCAAAGGAACGAGAUGGACAAGAUCGAUUGAAGCUAUAUCUCAUUUUUAUUUGUGGCAUGUUGAUGAGUGUUUGCAACACAGGUGAACAGUCUAUUCUGAUUUUAUUCCUGACACACCCACCACACCACUUUUCACCAGAACUAUAUGGAGUGUACAAUGCAAUGAAGAUGUUUCUUGGUGGAAUUAUCUUGAUCGGGAUCUUUCCAUUUUUGUUGCGUUGCAUUAAGGAAAUGACCCUGGCCAAACUGGGGGCAUUGGUGAGAGUGAUUUCCCUCAUCCUGCUCUCAUUGUCCACCAAUACCUGGAUGGCAUUUCUGAGUGCCGUGAUGAAUAGUUUCUCUGGAUUCCUUGGACCUAUACUGCGCUCUGUGGCAUCAACUGUUGUGGAACAAAAUGAGCAAGAUGGCUGAGUGAAAUACCAACUUCACGUCCUUUGACUGACACUGAGAAUCGCAAUACUACAGAAGAAUGAAGAAGGUCUCGAAAAUUAUUCGUGCAAUUGGAGUCCGUGAUGACAACAGCGGUCCUGUUGCUGGUCUUGCUGAAGUGGAAUCCUGCACCACAGGAGAGGACAUUUGGCCUUUUGUGCCUGUACUUACAGCUUUCAUCUAAAUGUCACGGGCUAAUAGUUCCAGAAAAUAUUGCGAUUUCCAUUUGAUUCAUUUCAGAGGUUUGGGUAACCUGUAUCUGACUUCAGGCCAUUGUGCAUGCCAAUCAAGUUUUAAUUAAAAAUAUGAAGUAAUUGUAUUGAAGGUAUGAUAGUUACUUUGUAUAAAAUUCAAG
Messenger RNA from Hypanus sabinus (Atlantic stingray), 1586 nucleotides. RefSeq lists its product as uncharacterized. Gene Ontology annotation, cellular component: membrane. The record is from RefSeq and is a predicted model, not a curated record. The coding region runs from base 47 to 1213 and encodes 388 amino acids. The transcript is spliced from 6 exons. Gene Ontology annotation, biological process: transmembrane transport. NCBI's taxonomy places the organism in Eukaryota, Metazoa, Chordata, Chondrichthyes, Myliobatiformes, Dasyatidae. Gene Ontology annotation, molecular function: transmembrane transporter activity.